Molecule: messenger RNA, 1923 nt
Organism: Funneliformis geosporum
Lineage: Eukaryota; Fungi; Glomeromycota; Glomeromycetes; Glomerales; Glomeraceae
Source: the annotation of a GenBank genome assembly
AUGUUGACAAGGCAAUACAAAACUAACUCGAAACGCAAGCGAGCUCCUGAAGAAAUAUUGGUCAGUAGAAAUGUAAAACAAAAAUUUUCUUCUAGUUCUACUACUGGUAAUGCUUCCGCCUCAGAAAGAAGUUUGACAAAAAAUGUCGCUUUUAAAAACGUUUUAACGAAGGCUUCAGUUCCAAGAAGGCCUUUAUAUUCAAACAAGGUGGCAACUAUUAAUAAUAGUGCUCUUACAACGCUGCCUAUAUCUUCAAAGCCUGUGCCGCCUCGAUCAAGCAAAUCGACCGUAAGUCAAAAAAACGCCGCUACAAUGUCAUAUUCUGGUACAAAGAUAGUUCCAUAUGAUGCGGGAGGAAACUUUACCGGCAAGGUAUCUCCUGCAAAUUUAAAUAAAGCUGAAAUAUCCAGAUUGCGUUCAGAAAUUGCACAGCACAAAAAAAAAUUGGCCGAAAUUCAGCAGGAAGCUGCUGAAUGCGAAGAAUACAACAAAGCUAUAGAAGCUGAAUUCUCGGGGUUGCAUGAUGAAUUAGUAAAAGUAAAGCUUGAUAGCGACAUAAUGUUGGCGGAUAUUGAACAAUCAAAGAAACAAGCCGACUCGUAUGACAAAGAACUCAAGGUGCUUGACGAACAACUCAACGCGAUGAAUGAAGAAAACAAUAGGCUCCACAAAAAUGUACAGGUGCUCAAUAAAGACCUAAGAUACAAGUAUGAAAAAAUCGAAGAGAAAAAAUCAUUGCAAGAAUCUCGCCUUAAGCAGAUUCUAGAAAAUUACAAUGGUUUGAAUUCAGAAGAAAAUACCCGAAAGGAGUUGCAUAACCAACUUCUAGACCUUAAGGGUAACAUUAGGGUAAUGUGUCGUGUCCGUCCUUGUACUGAUAAAGAAAAUGACGUUGUACUGGCUAAAUUAAAAUGUUCUGAUGAUAAACGCUCUAUUGAAAUUUCCACCGAGAGAAAGUCUCUGUGGCGUACGGUAGUUGAUACAUCGACAUUUAAGUUCGAUUGUGUUUUUGAUUCAAAUGCAGACCAAGAUCAAGUAUUCUCCGAAAUCUCUCCACUUGUACAAUCAGCUAUCGAUGGGUAUAAUGUUUGUAUAUUUGCCUACGGCCAAACUGGAUCCGGUAAAACUUAUACAAUGGAAGGUGAUGUGAACAAUCUGGAAAAGAAAGGAAUGAUCCCUCGAGCAAUUGAUAUUAUUUUUGAUAAAAUUAAAGAGUUAGAAAAACUUGGAUGGAACUUCGAAGCUUACGUUCAAUAUGUUGAAAUUUAUAAUGAGACAAUUCAGGACUUGCUUGGAGAUGAGGACAAAAAAAACAAGAAGUUAUACAAGGAUCGCAAGAAAACAUACAAGGAGAGCAAAGAUUUAUACAAGAUAAUGUACAACGACAAUACCCGCAUGACCAUUGUAGAGAAUGCUGACAGACGUAAGGUCAGCCGAAAGGAAGAUAUGGAAAGCUUGUUACGUAAAGCUUCAAAUCGUCGAUCCAAGGCCUCAACUAAUUCUAAUUCGGUUUCAUCAAGAAGUCAUGGUGUAUUUAUAUUUCACUUAGAAGGAGAAUAUCCAAUUGGAAAUGAGAGCAGCCGAGGUUCUUUAAGUCUCAUUGAUUUAGCAGGUUCAGAAAACAUUGAUAAAUCAGGCUCGACUGGCAAUCAGUUGAAAGAAACACAAAAUAUCAAUAAAUCCUUGAGUGACCUUAAGACAGUGAUUCAACAAAUUAAGGAUAAAGCGAGUUAUGUAAACUAUCGUGACUCCAUGUUGACAAAUUUGUUAAAAUAUUCACUGGGUGGUACGGCAAAAGUGUGUAUGCUUGUCAAUGUGUCGCCAUUUGCUGAUUCAGUCAGUGAAACCAAAAAUAGUUUAACUUUUGGACAAACAGCAAGAAAGGCACAUGUAGGAACGGCUUCGAGAAGCGGUCGUUUCUAA